AUACAUAAAAAAUAAAGUGUCCAGUAAGAGUUCUUCAUUUAGGCCGGGAUUAAAUUGUUAGGCCCAAUUCCUAUAGCCCAACGCAAAGAGAGAAAAUUGGCCCUACCCUUCGUUGAUUCGUUCUAGAGACUUCAAGCUUUGAACAAUUGUCCGUCCGUCCGUCCGUCCGUGUACACCACACGUCUCUUAUUUGGCUGCUUCGGAAACGGGAGAAAGCCGGUGAAAACGCGCGACAGAAAAGCCGCCGGAGCAGGUGAAGUUUCUUCUCCUCCGUCAGCUUCCGAUCUCUCGCUGUUCAUUCUGCGUAGUAGUUGUCUAUCGCAUGCAGUCGUACAAGGGCUGGAAGUAGUAGGUUUAUUAAUGAGUGAUAUUUUCUGGGUAGAAAUUAGGGAAGGCAGAGGAUUUUUACAUUUGAGGGGUGAUACGGAGAAAGAUUGUAUGAACGAGAUUUAACACGAUUCAGGAGUACUGCCGGACAACUGGUUCGUCUGCAAAGAGUGCAACGCAUUCUUUCUGCUUCUUAGAAAGCUGUCUCAUGUCGUAAGAUUAAUCUUCAAACCGAUUAGGUCGUCAGAGAAAUUGUGUCCUUCCAUCUAGGAUGAUUAUAUGAGUUUCCAGUGUUAAUACCAACCACACAGAGGUUGUUUAGGACGAGUUUCUUUCGACUAUUUAUCAUUAACCAGGGCGGUAAAACCAAUUCCUUAAGGGCGAGGAAUGUCGCGAUAGAUCAUUGAAACUGGGCGGUUGUUCAUUUGCUUUCUACUGAAGAUUGAUUAUUGCUGCGUACAUUCUUGUUGUUAUGUUAAUGCAGUUUUUAGUAGUCUUAUCGUUGGCAUUGAUACGAGGAGCGAACACAGUAGUAGUUGAUAUAAGAUUUUCGAUGUGUAAUAGUUCCGAGAGUUCUCUUCACAUGUUUAAUUGUUAUUUACCUUUGAUAAUCUCAGGAAAGUUGCAAUGGACUCUCUGUUUAAAGGAAUCAUUGGCAGCACAUCUGAGUGUGGCUUUGAUGACAUAGCUAUACAAAGAUGCCCAUUUUUGAGGAACAUCGACAAGCCAACGAGCUUCUCUUUCUUAGCUGUUAACUUCCCUGGUCUGGGAGCAACCAAGGGCCCAAUUUUUGAAGAUGGCCCUAAUUUUGACAUGGCAUUCAAGCUCUUUCAUGGCAAAGAUGGGGUUGUUCCACUCUCGAACGAGUCUGCUUUCCAUGAUGCUGUUUUGGAGUCAGAGCCUGCUCCCCAGUUCAACCCCUUAGCCGGAAAAGCUGCCACAAUAAGCCUCUCUGCAUUUGGUCCAGGCGGUCCUUUUGGCUUUGGUCCUUUCAAUGAUAAUAGGAAUAAGCAGAAGAAGAAAUCCGAGCCUGGCAAGAAGAGAAAACCAUCAUCACAGGAAGGGAACACGCCAAAGCACGAAGCACUGGGAAACGAAUGGUUAAGAACAGGCAACUGCCCGAUUGCGAAAUCAUACAGAGCGGUAAGCCACGUGCUCCCACUUGUUGCAUCAACUCUUCGGCCGCCUCCUGGAAUGAAGCUCAGGUGUCCACCGGCAGUAGUUGCUGCAAGGGCAGCCCUAGCCCGUACUGCGUUUGUCAAAACCCUCAGACCUCAGCCACUACCAGCAAAGAUGCUAGUGAUUGCCAUGUUAGGGAUGGCAGCAAAUGUGCCCUUGGGGAUGUGGAAGGAACACACCGACAAAUUCUCACUAGCGUGGUUUGCUGCAGUCCAUGCAGCUGUUCCCUUCAUCGCCAUGCUACGGAAGUCGGUGGUGAUGCCUAAAACUGCUAUGGCGCUGACCAUUGGUGCUUCUAUAAUCGGUCAGGUGAUUGGGUCGAGAGCUGAGAGACAGCGGCUGAAACUGAAAGCAAAGCCACCUUCUGCUGCUGUUGCCAUGUACGGUCCGAAUCAUAUCGACAGCACCUGUGGUAAUUCUUGUGGGAAGGAAGGAAUAGCGUUUGAGCCUAUGGUGGUCAACCAGGAUGGGCCUACUUCGUCCUCAGCCAGCAUCUGCUGCUAACUUCGCAGCAAGUUCGUAUAUAGGAGUAAGUUAAUAAACAGCAUUGUCAUAUAAGUCCUUCCAUAUUAGAGAAGGCAUUGUUGAGGGUUAUGUUCAUUUUCUAUGCAUUGGAAUGCUGAACAACUUAGUUGUA
Molecule: messenger RNA, 2143 nt
Organism: Linum trigynum
Lineage: Eukaryota; Viridiplantae; Streptophyta; Magnoliopsida; Malpighiales; Linaceae
Source: the annotation of a GenBank genome assembly